GGCCGCCGCCACAUCCGCAGCCGAGCAGCAGGGCCGCAGCCCCGGGGGAAGAGCGGAGCAUGACGGGGAGCAGCGCCGAGCGGAGCCGCCGCUGAACCCAGAGGAGAAGACAUGACUGCGGAAUAAACAGCGGCUCACAUCAGCAUGUCUGGACCGGCAGGACCAGCGCCGCCCGCCGGGGCCGGACCGGGACCCGGGCCAGGACCCGGACCCGAGCUGCCGGACCUGAGCCACCUGACGGAGGAGGAGCGGAGCAUCAUCCUGUCUGUGAUGGAGAGACAGAAGAAGGAGGAGGAGAAGGAGCAGAGCAUGCUCAAGGAUCAGGACCUAAAGCCUCCGUCUGCCUCGUGGAGUCCACUCUCGGGGUUCAGUCAGUUGGUCACUAACGUGGCCGCCAACGUGUCCGAAGUCCUGCAGGUCAGGAGUCCAACUGAUGACGAGACGCUGGCGAAGUUACAUCAGCAGUUUGAGAUGUACAAGGACCAGGUGAAGAAGUUGGGGGAGGAGUCCCAGACUGCUCAGAUGGCCAGAGCUGAUUCGCCAACCUGUGGCGUCUGUCGUAAAACGAAGUUUGCUGAUGGAUGUGGACACGCCUGCUGCUACUGUCAAAGCCGCUUCUGUGCCCGCUGUGGGGGGCGUGUCCCUCUGAGAGCCAGUAAGGUGAUGUGGGUUUGUAACUUGUGCAGGAAGAAGCAGGAGAUCCUCACCCAGUCUGCAAACUCACCACUGGGGGUUUCAUAUCCAACGACACAGGGGUCCCCGGGGGCCAUGGGACCGCUGAGCAAUGGAGCCGACCAGAGGCGGAGUCCCUCGGGGUCGUAUUACGAUGGUGGGGGAGGGAGGAUGCCUAGAUCGCCCUCUGACCACGGCCUGGACCGACGCUCCCGUUCGCCCCACGGUUGCCAUGGUUACGGGGAAGAGGAGCUACGCGACAGGAGGCGACCAAUCAGGGACGGACGAGGUCGCUGGCAUUCCCAGGAACACCCUCUGGACCAGGUUCAGUACGAACGUGAGCUGCGGAGGCGUCAGGAGGAGGAGUUUCAGGCCCGUUACCGUAGCGACCCUAACCUGGCCCGGUACCCAGUGAAACCGCAGCCAAGUGAGGAGGCCAUGAGGAUGUUGGCUCAGGUCGGACGCGUCCGGCAUCAGCGUCGCCAUAGUGACGUCUCUCUGGCAAUUCCUGAACCCGAUCACCUGACCCUUCGGCACACUCUUCGUCAGCCCCGCCCCCCUCGCCUAGUCGCACCUGGAGGUCAGAGGUCAUACUCUGUGGACUGGGCGCCCAACCAUGCCAGCCCCACGUCUCCUCGUCGUAGUCCUGUACCGCAGCAACACCUGGACCCAAGCUCCGCCCUCAAGAGGAAACCAGCCAAUGAGAGCGCAGGGCAGAGGGGCCGGCGGAUGGGAAAAAUGCACGUUAUUGGAAGCUUCAGCAGCUCGGAGGAGGAGUUUGAAUGCACGAGCUGUGACGAACAGGACCGAGACAUGGACAGCCAAUGGUGGGAUCAUGGGUCGUGGCCCGGAGAACCGGCACCGAUGUCUAUGCAUCCAGUCACAUGGCAACCAUCUAAGGACGGAGAGCGUCUGAUUGGUCGGAUUCUGCUGAACAAGAGGAUGAAGGAUGGGACGGUUCCUGCAGAUACAGGGGCUCUGCUGGGACUCAAGGUGGUUGGAGGGAAAAUGACGGAGUCUGGUCGUCUUUGUGCGUUCAUCACUAAGGUGAAGAGGGGAAGUCUGGCCGACACCGUGGGACAUCUGAGACCAGGUGAUCAGGUUCUGGAGUGGAACGGUCGGGUUCUUCAGGGAGCCACGUUCAACGAGGUCUACAACAUCAUCCUGGAGUCUAAGCCAGAGCCGCAGGUCGAGCUGGUGGUGUCACGACCAACUGGAGAUGUUUCCAGAACUUCAGACGGUUCUCAUGUCCAGUUGGAAUCCAGUUCCAGUUCCUUUGACUCUCAGAAAGUCGGUCCGUCCAUCUCCGUCACGUCUCCCAUGAGUCCCAGCGUUUUGUCUGGACAAGUUUCUACUAUGAGACGGCCUCUGGUUCCCAGAAUUCAGGUGAAGCUGUGGUACGAUAAAGUUGGUCAUCAGCUGAUCGUCACCGUUCUUGGAGCUAAAGAACUUCCUGUCCGAGAUGACGGCCGACCCAGAAACCCUUAUGUCAAAAUCUACUUCCUGCCGGACCGGAGCGAUAAGAGUAAACGCAGAACGAAAACAGUGAAGAAGUCGGUGGAGCCACGGUGGAACCAGACCUUCAUGUACUCCCCGGUCCACCAGCGGGAAUUCAGAGAGCGGAUGCUGGAACUGACGGUCUGGGAUCAGGCCCGGGUCCGCGAGGAGGAGAGCCAGUUCCUAGGAGAGGUUCUCAUAGAACUGGACUCUGCUCUCCUGGACGAUCAGCCUCACUGGUACAAACUGCAACUUCAUGAUGUUUCAUCUGUGCCGCUGCCCAAUGCCUCCCCCUACCUGCAGAGGAGAGGACUGCAGCCAGAACAUACACACACAGCGCGGAGGCUGCAGAACAAAGGUCCUUACUAUAACUCAGGGUCUCAGAGGAUCAGUGACAGUGAGUUCUCAGAUUACGACUGUGAAGACGGCAUCGGGGUGAUAUCAGACUAUAGACAGAAUGGGCGGGACUUCCACAGCUCCACCCUCUCAGUGCCUGAGCAGAUGAUGUCCAAUCACUGCUCUAGAUCAGACAUGGUCAGGAUGAGGUCACGGUCUCCAAGCCAACCGCCUCCACACAGCGGUAACCCUCUGUACCCGCUGUACCGGGAGGAUGCAGUACGGCUGCUGCGCAGCUCCAAACUCAACAGAGCAAAUUCAGAUGCCGGUCAUUAUGGGAGUUUAGAAAGGAGACAUUUGCGGAGAAUGUCUGUUGCCACCUCUCUUGAUUCCCACGACAGAUUUUUUAAUGGUCAUAACUUCAUGAUGAAUGGCAACUGUGAGGACUACAGUUCUGACGUGAUCCCAGACUUCCCGUACGAACCUGACGCCUUUGAUGAUGAGCUGCUCAGGGCAAACCCUCGAGGUGGAUCGACCCAGACCAGUCCCACUGGAACACCGGUCUUCAGCCGACGAGGACGCCAACUUCCUGCCAUCCCCCCAAAAGGAGCCCCAGACAGAAAUGGUGAAGUGUGUGAUCCAGUGCACACAGUUAUGGCCAUGCCCAUCACAGGAGCACCGCCUGCCACAGCAGCUCCUCCCCCUUCCUAUCAUCAAACACCACCUCCGAUCCAUAAACAGGCUCCUCCCCCUGUCAAUCAUCAGCCACCUCCCCUCAUACGAAUACAGGCGCCUCCCCCUUCUGGACAACCCCCCCCUGCUGCACCUGCUCCUGUAGCUCCACCUCCUGCGCCUACUGCAGUUCCUCACCCUGCACAUGUAGCUCCACCCCCUGCACACGCACCGGCCGCUCCACUCCCAGCACCUAAACCUGUAGCUCCACUCCCAACACCUAAACCUGUAGCUCCUGCACCUGUAGCUCCGCCCUCAGCACCCACACCUGCAGCUCCACCCCCUGCUCCUGCACCUGUAGCUCCGACCCCUGCCCCUGCACCUGUAGCCCCAGCCCCAGCUCCUGCUCCUGCACCUGUAGCCCCAGCCCCAGCUCCUGCUCCUGCACCUGUAGCCCCAGCUCCUGCUCCUGCAGUUCCGCCUCCAGCACCUGCUCCUGCAGCUCCACCCCCUGCCCCUACAGCCCCACCUACCACACCUGCUCCUGUAGCUCCACCUGCUGCACCUGCUCCUGUAGUUCAGCCGCCUGCGCCUGCAGCUACCCCAGCCCCACCCACCACACCUUUACCUGCCCCUUCACCUGCCCCUUCACCUGCUCCAUCACCGGCCCCGCCCCCUCAGACACCAGACCUUGACAGACGUUCAGCAACACCUGGUGGGACCAGAAAAGAGGUCACAUGGGAAGACCAGCAGAAGAAAGCCAAUGCCAUUCUUAAAGGCUUAUUGGGAGCCAGAUCAAAGAGUGUAAAUGCACUGGACGAGGAGAAACCAGGUGUGAUGAAGGAUCCAUCAAAGAUGCGGGACAGCUUGUCCUUCAGAUCUUCAGACAGCGAUGUUAGCGAUGUAUCUGCGAUGUCCAACGCCUCUGACACGCGAACAGCCCACCGGCUCAGCCGAGUGGGGUCCGUGGAGAGCCAAUCAUUAGAUUUUGGGGCAGGGUCAGAGAAAAAACAGGAAGUAAUAGGGGCGGCGGAGGGCGGAGCCACACUGAAGAAGAGCGAAUCAGUGGAGGGUGAGGAAGGAGAGGAGGAGCCUGAACCUGAGCCUGAAAAGACGAGCUCUACCCCUGGAACUCCUCUUCAGAAAUCAUCGAGUGUUGGUGGAGAAAUCUGUUCUCUGGGACGGAAUGAUGACGACGAUGACGACAAGAAACGACGCUCGAGCUUCGGUGCUCGAAUGAUGGGGAUGGUCGGACUGGGAAAGAAGAGCCAGAGCGCCUCCCAGUUAAACCCAGAGGAGGAGGAGAAGAAGAAGAAGGUAAUAAGACUUCCUGUCCAGAGGAGCGUAGAAACUGGUUUAGCGGUCGAGUUUAAAGCUCGUUUCACCCGACAACCGAGCCGUGACCCAGAUGCUGAAGACCCAAAACCUGGAGCGUUGAUUUUUCCAGGUGUAAAGUUGGCAUCAGACAAACAGUUCACUGGCUUUCUUGAGGGAUUAGGCCCCGCCCAGCUGGCUGGACGGCAGACUCUGGCCACACCCCCCAUGGGUGACAUCCAGAUUGGGAUGGUGUACAGGAAGGAGCGUCUGGAUGUGGAGGUGAUCCGAGCCCGAGGGCUUGUGGGUAAACAGGGCAACAAGAAUACGCCAGCUCCAUAUGUGAAGGUUUAUCUGAUGGAUAACGGGAAGUGUGUCCUGAAGAGAAGAACACGUCUGGCCAGAAAAACCCUCGACCCUCUAUAUCAACAACAAUUACAGUUUGAAGAAAAUCCAGAAGGCAAAGUUCUCCAGAUCAUUGUUUGGGGCGACUACGGUCGAAUGGACCACAAAUCCUUCAUGGGAGCCGCUCAGAUCCUAUUGGACGACCUGGACUUGUCCAACAUGGUGAUUGGCUGGUUUAAACUGUUUCCUGCCACCUCAUUGGUGGACCCCGCCUUGGCCCCCCUGACCAAUAAAGAGACAGAGGGCGGCAAGUCGUAGCGUCGCUGUAGCAGCCAGCCAGGAGGGGGCACAGACUGGAAGGACCGAUGAAAAAAAUAAAUAAAUAAAGAGUCCCAUGAUCCUCUCUGCUGCUGCAUGACGUCAGCAAGAGGAAGAGGAGGGGGCGGGGCAGGCCGUGGCCCCGCCCAAAAAAUAAAGGCCGAGGGCGGGACACCUGGCGAAGGGCAGCGGCAGCCUCCAGCAGCCAGCCAAUCACAGCAGCUCCUCAGGAGUCAUGUGACUGAUAGAGGCAUGUCUGGAAACCAUAGACUCAGUACAUCACACGUUAGUUACCAUGGAGACGCAGAACAUGGGUUCUGUUCUUUGUUUUUGCAUGGAAACGCCGAAAAGAAAAGAGUAGAAAAAAUAAAACGUGAAAUGUGACAAAAAUCGCCUGAAAAAUAAAAACGUUCUGAA
Messenger RNA from Sphaeramia orbicularis (orbiculate cardinalfish), 5571 nucleotides. Its product is annotated as regulating synaptic membrane exocytosis protein 2-like. The record is from RefSeq and is a predicted model, not a curated record. Gene Ontology annotation, molecular function: transmembrane transporter binding; small GTPase binding. The coding region runs from base 145 to 5154 and encodes 1669 amino acids. NCBI's taxonomy places the organism in Eukaryota, Metazoa, Chordata, Actinopteri, Kurtiformes, Apogonidae. Gene Ontology annotation, biological process: regulation of synaptic vesicle exocytosis; calcium ion-regulated exocytosis of neurotransmitter; regulation of synaptic plasticity. Gene Ontology annotation, cellular component: cytoskeleton of presynaptic active zone; presynaptic membrane. The transcript is spliced from 41 exons.